AAAUCCAAGCGACGUGAAACUUAAAGCAAGUGUAAAAACAUAAUUUUUUUCUAUGAAAUCAAUCGCGAAAGCACAAGUAUUUCACCAGCCUUCAGUUUAAAGUUUACUUGAAGUGACAUCCAUAGUGUACACUUGAAGAGGAAUGAAUUUUUUUCCGCAGUACAGCCAACAUGUAACUAGAAUUUGUUUGCAGGUCCAAACAGAAUAAAUUUUUUAGCAAAAAGCCCUGUUCCAAGCUAGUCAUUUUUUCUGGUGUUAAAAUUCAGAUGAACUUACCCUUAUGACAACAUAUUUUGACCAGUAUUCCGCUUCAGCCGUUCCAGCAAUUUAUGGCAGGUUGGCACUGAGAGUCGCGACGCGAAUUCUGUUCUCGUGUUUUCGGUCGAUCAGCUGUUUAGUGAUUUGUAAACAAAACGUAUCGUAAAUUCGCCGGUAUUCUGCGCGCAUUUUAUGCAGUGGUUUUGAGAGUAUGAAAAGUUUUCGAAAUGCACCGGUUUCAUUACAUUCGGCAAUUUUGCAGUGCGAUAGAAUUCUUUCCACACAGCACAAUUCGACGCUUAAAAAGAAACUCACCAGAAACUAUUCCGCGAGUGCCUAUCGAAGAAACAGUUGUCCACCAUGCUCCCGGUGUUCGAUUGAACGAGAUGAACAUACAGCUUUUGUCACAAAGAUUGUACGAACAAAUUUUUCCAAACAUUUCGUCCAAAGCCAAUAUAAACGAAACGCAAAUAGACCAACUUCGUCAGGAUCUUACACGUCAUGGAAUUCCUUUCGCUAAUCCCGCCAUAAUCCCAGAGGUGUCUUUCCAGCUGCCGAAAUUGAAAGGAGCCAAUAUCGAGGAGCAUUUUUAUAAUGUAGCAGACGAACAAAGUCGACCCUAUCGGGAACUGCUGCAGUCAUUGGUUACCACGAAAGAUAUUCCCCAGCCAGCAAAAUGGUCGAGUUCUCCUGGAUGGACCUGCUAUGACCAGGACCGAGGUCCGUUAGCCGUUCCAUAUCCAGCCGAAACGGCACUGGUGUUCGAUGUCGAAGUUUGCGUUUCUGCUGGCGCAGCUCCCGUGAUGGCAACUGCUUUGAGUCCAACCCGAUGGUACUCCUGGACAAGUCACAAUCUCGCCAAUCCGCAAGCCACUUUUGCCGAAGGCCAUCGGUAUCAGUUGAACGAGUUGAUUCCCAUGGAAUCGGAAACUAACGAUGAUCCAUCAGACGAAAAAUUCCAACUCCCAAAAGUUGUAGUUGGUCACAAUGUUUCCUACGAUCGCGCACGUAUUCGGGAACAAUAUUGGCUGCAAAGCACGGGGAUGCGAUUCAUAGAUACGAUGUCACUGCACGUUUGUGUGAGCGGAGUGACUAGCUACCAGCGGGCAAUGCUUAAAUCGAGCAAGGAAUUGCCUCUGGAGGACUUGGGCUGGAGCAGCCAAAGCUCUCUCAACAAUCUGGCUGAUGUCUUCGAGCUGUACUGCGGCGAGAAACUGGACAAGGAAAAGCGGAAUAUUUUUCUCGAAGGCACACUUGCCGAUGUCGAGCAGGAUUUUCAAAGUCUAAUGAGUUACUGCGCUGGUGAUGUGAAGGCAACCCUCAAGAUUCUGCAGCAGUUGUUUCCUCUCUUCGCAGAGCGAUUUCCACAUCCCGCCACAUUGGCUGGCAUGUUGGAGAUCGGUAACGCCUACCUACCGGUCAAUAGUAAUUGGAAGCGGUACAUUCAGGAAUCAGAUUUGACAUAUGAAGAUUUGGAUAUUGAGGCAAAACACCUGCUGGCACAGCGGGCGGACGCGGCCUGUCGGUUGAUGCACGAUCAACAGUACCGGCAGGAUUUGUGGCUCUGGGAUCAGGACUGGAGUGUACAAGAACUGAAGCUGAAGGCAGCGCCGAAACGGGUAACCAAAAAGAUGAAAGUUAACGCGGAAGUCGUUGGUCAUCAGCAGGUAACGAAGGCUGUGGUUGUGGAUGAUGAUGGCGAGGUAGAUCAACUUGCAGCAAAGUUUGAGUAUUUAUAUAGAACCAAAGAUCGGCUUCCAGUACGGCGACCGCUACUACCAGGUUAUCCGGCAUGGUAUAGGAGUUUGUGUUCGAAACCAACAGAGCCCGACUGGUCACCAGGGCCGACCAACAUUUCCACUGGCAUGCAGAUCGCACCGAAACUGCUGCGCCUCUGUUGGGAAGGUUACCCACUGCACUACGUUCGAGGUCAGGGUUGGGGUUUCCUGGUACCGCACAAAUACCGCCGAGAGGAUGACGAUCAAACUGGCAUGAUUCCGCUAGAAGAACUGGCCCGCGAAUGUCCAGUGUUGGAGAUCAACCCGGAAGCAUCAGCACAGGAGAGCUUCGAGGCACUGACUGGCUUGUGGCAAGAUGUAGAAGCUAACAUCAGCCGUAAAGAUUACUACCGAAAGCUGAAGAAGGACCGAACCGGGAGUGUCUAUAAGGGAACCGGAAUAUGGUGCAAUCUGGAUUUGGAAGACUGUUGCUAUUUCUUGAAGUUGCCCCAUAAGGACGGACCGUCCCACCGGGUGGGAAAUCCACUGGCGAAGGAUUUUCUUAAUAAGUUUUCGGACAACGUUUUGGCAGGUGAUGGAAAGACGGCUGAGCGUGUGGUUGAUAUUUCAAGAAUGUUGUCUUACUGGAGAAAUAAUCGCGAUAGGAUAACUGGGCAACUAGUGGUUUGGUUGGAUAAGAACAAGCUUCCACAGCUGUUACAUGAAGAGGAAAUGGAUUUUGGGGCGAUCAUUCCACAAGUGGUUGUUUGUGGGACCUUGACACGACGUGCAAUGGAACCCACCUGGAUGACGGCUAGUAAUGCCCAGCGAGAAAGGAUUGGUUCGGAGCUGCGUGCAAUGGUUCAGGCUCCGAAAGGUUUUAAAAUUGUUGGGGCAGACGUGGACAGCCAGGAACUGUGGAUAGCUUCGGUUCUGGGAGAUGGCUAUGCUGCAGGCAUUCAUGGAGCAACACCUCUCGGGUGGAUGACUCUAAGCGGUACCAAGGCAGACAAGACCGAUAUGCACAGUGUGACUGCCAAGGCCGUUGGAAUAUCUAGGGAUCACGCUAAGGUUAUUAACUACGCCAGAAUUUACGGAGCCGGUCAAAACUUUGCAGAGCGAUUGCUCCAACAGUUUAAUCCCACUUUUUCGGAAGCGGAAGCACGUUCGAAAGCUAGCAAGAUGUUUGCCCUCACCAAGGGAAGGAAAUUUUAUUACCUCAAAAGAAAAUUCCGCGAGGAAUUCAUAAACAAAGGAUACACUGGGUACGAAGCUUUGAAAAUGGCAAAAAUCUCUAAUAAAUCGGUGAUCGAACUGUUCGAGCCACCCCGUUGGGAGGGUGGAACCGAGAGUGCCAUGUUUAAUAGACUGGAGCAUAUCGCUGGGUCAGAAACCCCAGUAACACCGUUUCUUGGAGGACGCCUGAGCCGAGCACUUGAGCCUCAAGAAGGUACAGAAGAGCGCUUCCUACCGACCCGGAUCAACUGGGUCGUGCAAAGCGGCGCAGUCGAUUUUCUGCAUCUGAUGCUGGUUUCGAUGCGCUGGUUGAUGGGACCACGUGUGCGAUUUUGUCUGAGCUUUCACGACGAGGUGCGUUAUCUGGUGGAGGAUCGAUUCGCGCAUCGCGCUGCUCUCGCUAUGCACGCCACAAAUCUGCUGACGCGCGCAUUUUGUGUUUCAAGAAUCGGAUUUCACGAUUUACCCCAGUCGGUGGCUUUCUUUUCCACAGUGGAAGUGGAUACGGUUUUGCGCAAAGAAGCUCAGCAAGACUGUAAAACGCCAUCAAACCCCCAUGGUUUAGCAGUUGGAUAUGGUAUUCCUCACGGUACAUCGCUAGAUAUCCACCAGCUUCUGGAGAAACUUGGACCGGACGAAUCAAAUAUGAGCAACUGGGAGUGGCACCGAGAGCCAAACUCCAAAGUGUUGAAGAAAGUUCAAAUAAACGGAAAGAAACAUUGAA
Molecule: messenger RNA, 3936 nt
Organism: Wyeomyia smithii (pitcher-plant mosquito)
Lineage: Eukaryota; Metazoa; Arthropoda; Insecta; Diptera; Culicidae
Gene: tam
Product: DNA polymerase subunit gamma-1, mitochondrial
Exons: 3
Coding region: 486-3935 (1149 amino acids)
Biological process (GO): mitochondrial DNA replication
Cellular component (GO): gamma DNA polymerase complex; mitochondrion
Molecular function (GO): DNA-directed DNA polymerase activity; 3'-5' exonuclease activity; DNA binding
Source: RefSeq, a predicted model, not a curated record